Messenger RNA from Gastrolobium bilobum, 2460 nucleotides. RefSeq names its product cation/H(+) antiporter 15-like. Gene Ontology annotation, cellular component: membrane; endomembrane system. Bases 1 to 2460 code for a protein of 819 amino acids. The record is from RefSeq and is a predicted model, not a curated record. Gene Ontology annotation, biological process: regulation of pH; proton transmembrane transport. NCBI's taxonomy places the organism in Eukaryota, Viridiplantae, Streptophyta, Magnoliopsida, Fabales, Fabaceae. The transcript has 3 exons. Gene Ontology annotation, molecular function: antiporter activity.
AUGGGGGAUAUCCUGCCACCUGCAUGUAUUGAAGUAUCCCCCAUAGGGAGUUUCUGGCCAACUGAAAAAAUUCUAAAUUCUGAGCUCCCCCGUCUUGUCUUUCAAAUUAGCUUCACCGUAUUACUGUCUGAACUUUUCUUCCUUGUCUUAAAACCCCUCAAUCAAUCUCGUCUUCUUCCACAGAUCAUUUCAGGUUUCGUAUUGACUCGACCAUUACUAGGGAGAUACUCACGCUUAUUUGAGUUAGCUUUUCCUGUGGAAGGGGUCCUUAAUAUUGAAGUGGUGGCACACUUUGGUCUCAUCUACUAUGCAUUCCUCAAUGGUUUGGAGAUGAACUUAGAUACCAUUCUAAAAGUAAGAAAGAAGGCUGCAAGCAUAGCCAUUGCGGGGAUCAUCUUUCCAAUGGUGAUGGCACCGGGUUUAUAUGCUAUACAUCGAAAAUUUUAUGUCAGUAGUGAUGGAAAUAGGCUUGAAGAAAGUACAAAAAAUGCUUAUUUACUUUGGACAUUAGUUCUCACGGUUACAGGUUUUCCAGUCCUAGCACACACCCUUUCUGAGCUAAAGCUCCUUUAUACUGGUCUUGGCAAAUCCGCUUUAACAGCUGCAAUGGUUAGCGACACAUUUGGUUGGGUUCUUUUCACAUUAUGUUUUCCAUUUGCAAUUAAUGGUGAAAGAGCUAUCUACUCAGUGCUGAGCACCAUAUUUUUCAUUGCUAUCUGCAUCUUUGUGUUACGUCCCAUCAUUGUAAGGUUUAUUGAUCGCAGGACAGAGAAGGAUGAGUGGGAUUAUGAUCAAUUACUGUUUGUGGUGAUGGGGGUUUUAGCUUGUUCAUAUAUUACAGAUCUUCUUGGCACACAUGCCAUUGUUGGGGCUUUUGUGUUUGGAUUAAUUUUACCUCAUGGGAAAUUUUCCGACUUGGUAAUGUCAAUUUCAGAUGAUUUUGGUAAUGGGAUUAUGGCACCGUGCUUCUUUAGUGGCACUGGAAUGAGAUUUUUCCCAAAGCUCAUUUUCAACCAGGCACACUGGCCCUUGACACUGCUGGUUGUGUUCUUGUUAUUUAUUCCAAAGAUUUUAAGCACUUUGUUUACCAGUUUCUUCUAUGGUAUGCGCGUUCGAGAAGCUUUAGCCUUGGGAUUGCUUCAGAAUACCAAGGGCGCCAUGGCAUUCAUAAUGCUAAACAUUGCUUGGGAUAGAAUGAUUUUUUUUGCACCAACCUUUGCUGUUGUUACCUCUGCCGUUCUUCUCAUGACAUUAGUAGUGUCCCCGGUCAUCAAUGCCAUGUACAAGCCGAGAAAGAGAUUUGAUCAAAUCAAGCUGAAGACUAUACAAAAGUUAAGAGAUGAUGCAGAGCUCCGAAUUCUAACAUGCGUUCACAAUGCUCGCCAUGCCACCGGCAUGAUGAGCAUCAUUGAAUCUUUUAAUGCAACAAGACUUUCCCCUAUACAUGUUUUUGCACUGUACCUUGUUGAACUUACAGGGCGUGGUGCUGCUCUUGUUGCUGCCCACAUAGAGAAGCCUAGUAACUAUCAGGGAGAUCAAAAUCUGACAAGAACACAAGCAGAGUUAGAAAGCAUCAGCAAUGUGUGUGAAGCAUUUGAACAGCAACACGAUGCUGUGAGAGUUGAGACCUCAAAUGUUGUGUCAACCUAUGAAACCAUUCAUGAGGACAUAUACAACUUAGCAAAAGAGAAUGGUACAAGCUUAAUUCUUCUUCCAUUCCACAAACAUUUAAAUACAGAAGGUGUGCUUGAAACAACAAGUUACAGUGUUGUAUACAAAGAUAUAAACCAAAAUGUAAUGCAAGGUGCACCUUGUUCUGUGGGAAUCUUUGUUGAUCGUGAUCUUGGGUCAGUCUCCAAAAUGAACAUGCGGAUUAUUAUGAUCUUUGUUGGAGGGCCUGACGAUCGUGAAGCCUUAGCUGUUGCAUGGAGGAUGGCAGCGCAUACAGGAAUCAGACUCUUAGUGGUUCGUAUUCUUUUGUUUGAUGAUGCUGCAGAAAUAGACACUAUGAUUCAAGAUGAUGCAACGGGGAUAUUAUCUUCUGUAAUGGAUAGUGACACGCAGAAAGAGAUAGAUGAUGAAUAUAUAAAUUCAUUUAGACUUACGGCAGUGAACAACUAUGAUUCUAUAUCCUACUCAGAGGUUGAUGUCCAUAGGGGUGAAGAUAUUCCCACAGUCCUCAAUGAGAUAGAAAAAAUUGGCUGUGAUUUAUACAUAGUUGGACAAGGGAAUUGUAGGAACCUUCGGGUCUUCUCAAAUUUAUUGGAAUGGUGUGAUUGCUUAGAGCUUGGAGUUCUAGGGGAUAUUGUGGCCUCUGACAAUUUUGGUUCGCGCUCAUCUUUGCUAGUUGUGCAACAAUAUGGGUAUGGAGGAAUGAAUUUUGCAAAACUUCAGAGCAACAAGGCCGCUAAUAAAGAUGGUUUUCAGCAUAUUGUUGUAAGGACUGAAUAUCAGUUUUGA